AAGACCACCGCUCGGUUUCUAUGUACAUAUCUGGACCACCGGGUACCGGUAAAACUGUGUCACUUCACUCAUUGUUUGCCAGCGAUUUGGUUACUGAUAACUUCACUAAAGUGUACACAAAGGGAAUGCAUAUCAAUCAUUGAGCAGUACUUAAAAACUAAACACAAAUCUAUUCUUAUGGUACUCGAUGAAAUCGAUCAACUAUCAUCUAAAAAUCAAUCAAUAUUGUAUCAAAUAUAUGAGUGGCCGAUCAUUCCUCAAUCUAAUUUGGUUGUUAUUGGUAUUGCAAACUCUUUAGAUCUUACAGACCGAUUAUUGCCAAUGUUGAAAACUAAAGUUUCUUUGCAACCAGAACUAUUGAAUUUUCCACCAUAUACAAAAACGGAGUUAGCUAAUAUCAUAUCUCAUAGAUUAGAAAACGCAGGGGUUGCAGAAUUAUUUCCUGCAAAUGCAAUUCAACUUUUAUCUGCAAAAAUUGCUUCUUUUCGAGGUGAUAUACGUUAUGCAUUGGAUGUUACGAGAAGAGUUAUCGAGUUGGCAGAUGAUAAAAUUGACAAAAAAAUUGAAUUGAAUGAUGUGAUAGCUGUGUUGAAUAAUGUUUAUUCUACUUCUAGCGCACUUGAUAAUAAUGAUGAAAAUUCUGAAAAAUUACCAUUACAGCAAGAAUUAGUGGUAUGUGCAUUGUUAUUAUUAUUGUCUUCUGCUAAAAAAAAUCAAGUAAUUACCAUAGGAAAAGUAUUCAAUGUCUUUACUACUAUUUGUAAAAAACGCAACAUUCAAGUAAAAGAUCUAAGCGAAUUUAUAACCAUGUGUUCAUUACUAGAAACAAGAGGUGUAAUCAAGAUCUUAGGACAAAGAAUAAAUAUAUUAUCAAAAGUAUUGUUACUUUGGGAUAAAAAUGAAAUUGAUGAUGUAUUACAUGACAAACAGCUUUUGGUAGAUGUCUUAAAUGAUAAAUCUCUACUAAUACAAUAAUAUUUUGUUUAAAUCAAAGUGUACAGUUUUUCUUUUUACUAACUUUAA
Melanaphis sacchari is the source of this 1023-nucleotide messenger RNA. RefSeq names its product cell division control protein 6 homolog (gene Cdc6). The annotation marks the transcript as partial. Gene Ontology annotation, molecular function: ATP binding; ATP hydrolysis activity; DNA replication origin binding. Gene Ontology annotation, cellular component: nucleus. The record is from RefSeq and is a predicted model, not a curated record. The transcript is spliced from 2 exons. NCBI's taxonomy places the organism in Eukaryota, Metazoa, Arthropoda, Insecta, Hemiptera, Aphididae. Gene Ontology annotation, biological process: mitotic DNA replication checkpoint signaling.